Molecule: messenger RNA, 1457 nt
Organism: Syzygium oleosum
Lineage: Eukaryota; Viridiplantae; Streptophyta; Magnoliopsida; Myrtales; Myrtaceae
Product: putative protease Do-like 14
Exons: 10
Coding region: 130-1380 (416 amino acids)
Biological process (GO): proteolysis
Molecular function (GO): protein binding; serine-type endopeptidase activity
Source: RefSeq, a predicted model, not a curated record
CAUUGCUCUGUUCCGAUGCGUGCCUGCAAAAAAUUAUUACCGCUGGAGGGAAGUUGAGCAAUUUUGGCUUUCAAAUAUCGUUAGCAGAGAAAGUUUUCAGUCUUUUCUUUUUUGCCUGCAUGAAUUUUGAUGCUACAGAUGGCGGGAAUUGCUGUUGCUGGUUCUUGUCUAUCUCCUACAUAUGCUAGCAAAUCAAGGCUAUUAGUCUCAAUUCCUGCCCAAUUGCAUAGAGAAUUCACGCCACCUCUGCCGGCAUUUAUUUCCUUAAAUCAGCGGCGACGCGAAGUACUUCCCUCCAAGUCUCUUCAAACUGCUUUGAUUAGGUGUUUCGAUACAAACAAGGCAGCCUCUGCUGAAUCUGAAGAAAAUGCAAAACCAAAUAAGGUAUAUUUUGCCAGAGAUGCAAUUGUUGAUGCUGCUGCUAGGAUAGCUCCUGCAGUCGCUAAUCUAUAUGCUCGAAAAGGAGGGCAAGAGGAAGAAGGGGAGAUGGGUUCUGGAACUGUUAUUCACGAGGAUGGCUACAUUUUAACAUGUUCUCAUCUUUUCUUCAACAAAAUGGACGUGACAUAUGCAGCUGAUGAGGAGAUUAUUGUAUGUACGCAAGACAAGGAGAUAGGCCAUGUUGUUGAUGCUUAUGUUGAUCUUGACAUUGCCAUUAUAAAGAUCGAUUCCCCAAGUUCUCCCCUUUCAACAGCAAAAGUUGGCUCAAGUAGUAAGCUUCGUCCUGGAGACUGGGCAGUAGCCAUGGGCAGUCCACUUUCCCUUCAACACACUGUUACGCUUGGGAUUAUCAGCUGUGUUCAUCGCAAGAGCUAUGAGUUGAGACGUGAAGGAAUGGCCAUGGAGUUUCUACAGACAGAUUGUGCAAUCAAUCCAGGAAAUUCUGGGGGUCCUCUCUGCAAUGUUGAUGGAGAACUAGUUGGUGUCAAUGUUGAGACUAUGAAGGCGCAUAAAGCAUCUGGAGUGAGCUUUGCUGUGCCGGUCGAUCUUAUUUCGGCAAUCAUAAAGCCCUUCCAGAGUUGUCAGAUGCCUGUACAACCAUAUUUCGGAUGGGUUAUGCGGAAUGUCCGUAAGGAGAACUUGGAAGCACUUAAACAAUAUUACCCCACGUUUCCUAAUGCUUUAGAAGGUGUCUUUGUACAAAAGGUAAUAAAAGGAUCCCCUGCUGAUCGUGCUGGCAUUCAAGCCGGUGAUGUUGUCGUGGAUUUUGAUCUACAACAAAUUCGUAACAUAAAAGAGAUGAUGGAUGUUAUGGUCAAGAGAUCUGGGACACCUGUCGAUGUAAUUGUAGAGAGACUCAUGUUGGGCAAAAAUCGCUUGGUUCAUCUGACCAUAACUUUUGAGGAGAAAGAUGUUGCUGCUCCAAGGCCUCGACUUUGAUCUCAACUUUUAUCAAAUCCUAGUUAUUUGCAGUUCAAUAAAAGUCCAAGCGGUGUGCUACCUUGGAUCGUUGACAU